AUGUCGACCGACAAGAAGACCGAGAAGAAGACUGACAAGUUUGCCAACUCUUCUUUCCAUAGAGAGGGAUUGAAACAGUCUCGUCUGGAGUACGUUCCAAAGCCACCUCCCAAGCCUAAAGCAGUGAAAGCCAGAGAAUCUCAGUUCGUGAAAGAAUUGGUUGAAACUGGGAAACCAAAUUGGAAAUUGGCACCAAAAGAAGUUAAGUCAAGGUACUAUGGGAUAUAUAUGAUACUAUUGGGGCUUCCCAUUUUCUUGGUGCUGUCAACUGUUCUUUAUAGAAGGUUAGAAGGUAAGUCUACAAGGAAAGUUCAAGAGGGAGAAAUCCUAGAAAAUGGGGAUGUUCGUAAAUUUGAUGAAGCUGAAAAAUGGUCUACAGAAAAGAAUAGUAUUUUAUAUAAGAUCUUUGGUAGAGACUUCUUUUUGGACGGUUUCACUAGUAAGACCAUGGGAAAUGCUACUGAUAAUGAUAAGGAUAAGAAAUAA
This is a messenger RNA of Hyphopichia burtonii NRRL Y-1933, 486 nucleotides long. RefSeq lists its product as uncharacterized. The record is from RefSeq and is a predicted model, not a curated record. The coding region runs from base 1 to 486 and encodes 161 amino acids. The transcript has a single exon. NCBI's taxonomy places the organism in Eukaryota, Fungi, Ascomycota, Pichiomycetes, Serinales, Debaryomycetaceae.